AUGAAAUAUACUACUAAUGAAACAAAUUACAGUGAAGAAUCUAUACCAGAAAUGUCAAUACAGAAGAGUACUAAACUACUUACCACUACUAUAAUGGCAACACCAAGCAACCAGACAAAAGAAAUACCAAAAAGAUAUCUAAUUGAAAAAAA
Molecule: messenger RNA, 152 nt
Organism: Dentiscutata heterogama
Lineage: Eukaryota; Fungi; Glomeromycota; Glomeromycetes; Diversisporales; Gigasporaceae
Source: the annotation of a GenBank genome assembly